Molecule: messenger RNA, 6030 nt
Organism: Chaetomium globosum CBS 148.51
Lineage: Eukaryota; Fungi; Ascomycota; Sordariomycetes; Sordariales; Chaetomiaceae
Exons: 6
Coding region: 1-6030 (2009 amino acids)
Biological process (GO): regulation of DNA-templated transcription
Molecular function (GO): RNA binding; DNA-binding transcription factor activity
Source: RefSeq, a predicted model, not a curated record
AUGGAAUCGUCAAGAGUGUUCGUCAAGAACCUGCCGCCCUCCAUUUCCGAGGCUGAGUUCCGCAAACACUUUUCGGCCCAGGGCCGCGAAGUCACCGAUGUCAAGCUCAUCCCCAACCGCCGCAUCGGCUUUGUUGGUUACAAGUCGCAUGAGGAUGCUGCAAAGGCCGUCAAAUACUUCAACCGGUCCUUUAUUCGCAUGUCCAGGAUUGGCGUUGACCUAGCCAAACCGGUAAGCACAACCCCCCCGUCCCAACCUGCGGGAGCUGUUGCUAAUCAUAGAUGCAAGAUUGCAGACUCAAACCCAAGACUGCCAACCGCAAAGGAUGGUCAACGCCAUGGGGUACACAGGGGUUCUGCUCUCGAACCUAACGGUCCCAGCAUAGAGCAGCCCGAGGACGAAAGUUCCAAGAAGAGGAAGCGGGAGGUGCUUGACGAGGCGGACCACAAACUGCAAGAGUACCUCGAAGUCAUGGGCCAUCCGACCAAAAAGGCUCGAGACCAGGAAGCGUCAAGCGGCGAUGUCCAGCCAGAGUUGGCGUCCGCGCUGCCCCCUACUAUUAUGGAAGCAGGCGAGAGUGACGACGAGUAUGAAGACAUCCCCGCACGCCAUCCAAAAGGGUCAGCUCAGGUGUCUUCACUUCAUGUCGACAUCCCGUGUAUUCCUUCGGCGGAUAGCGAGCACCCUAUGCCCGCAGCAGGAGACGGACCUGCAAGGGAAGCACCGCAAGUAUCCGUAGAUGCAACGGACGACGACUGGCUUCGGUCGAGGACAAGUCGUCUGCUCGACCUCGUGGAUCCAGAUGAUCCGGGUUUUGCCACAAGGGUAGCUCCAUCAGUGCCUGCGGCUGUAUCUGCACCCGAACCUCAGACGCCGACGGCGGAUGCUGCUGAUCCCGAGCUUGAUGGACCCAACGAGGACGCUCCCGUGCAGGCUGGGAGUAGCGAGGACGUUGCCAAGCUAGUCGAGAAGACAUCAAGGCUAUUCCUCCGAAAUCUCAGUUAUAAUGUCAGUGAAGACGACAUCAGGGAACACUUCAGCAAAUUUGGAAACCUUGAGGAGGGCCAGAGCAAGGGUUUCGCCAUGAUUCGGUAUGAGCAACCCGCUGCCGCGGUCGAUGCAUUCCAAGCCGACGGCUCGGUUUUUCAGGGCCGAAUAAUACACAUCCUCCCUGCCUCUGCCAAAAGGGAGAACAAGCUUGACGAAUUCGCAAUUUCGAAAUUGCCCCUCAAGAAGCAGCAACUUCUCAAGAAAAAGGCCGAGGCCGCGUCCAGCAGCUUCAACUGGAAUUCACUUUUCAUGAGCCAAGACGCCGUUAACACAGCCAUGGCAGAACGUCUCGGAGUUUCCAAACACGAGCUCCUGGAUCCCACUGACGCGUCUGCUGCUGUGAAACAGGCAGUUGCUGAGACCACAGUAAUUCAAGAGGCCAAGGCCUACUUCGCCACCCAUGGCGUGAAUAUCGAGGCGUUCAAGUCGCAGCAACGAGGCGAUACCUCGAUACUCGUGAAGAACAUUCGAAACGCCUCGAUUGAGGAGUUGAGGACCCUCUUUGAGGAGCACGGCGCCGUGCUGAGAGUCCUGAUGCCACCAAGCGGUACCAUCGCGAUCGUUCAGUUCGCCCAGCCAGCAGUCUGCCGAGCUGCGUUUGCCAAAAAGGCCUACUCGCGGUUCAAGGAAUCGGUUCUGUUUCUCGAGAAAGGCCCGAAAGGGCUGUUCGUAGACCAUGCGGCCCCACCCCAAGAUCGCCCUGCUGGUGUUCAAAAGCCGUCCGUUGCCGAAUUGCUGGAACGCGAUGACGCUGAGGAUCAACUGGAGACGGCUUCUCUAUUCGUCCGUAAUCUCAACUUUUCAACUACCACCGAGGGCUUAACCAGCGCCUUCAAACCCCUGGACGGGUUUGUAAGCGCAAAGGUCAAGACCAAGACGGACCCCAAGAAGCCGGGUCAGGUGCUCAGUAUGGGUUUCGGCUUUUGUGCUUUCAAGACCAAAGAGCAAGCCCAGGCGGCUCUUAAGGUCAUGGACGGGUACGUACUGGAUGCACACAAGCUCCUUGUCAAAGCAUCGCACAGGGGUCAUGACGCGGCCGAGGAGCGAAAGCGUGAAGACCUCGCCAAGAAGGCGGCGGCGCAGCGGACAAAGAUUGUCAUCAAGAACCUCCCGUUCGAGGCAUCUAAAAAGGAUGUCCGCGCCCUAUUUAGCGCAUAUGGCAAACUGGUUGCACUUCGCCUUCCAAAGAAGUUCAAUCACACAUCGCGCGGAUUCGCUUUUGCCGAGUUUUCAACAGCGAAGGAGGCGCUCAACGCUCUCACUGCGCUAAAGGACACCCAUCUUUUGGGGCGUCGGCUGGUGCUUGAUUUUGCAGAGGCCGAUGAGGUCGAUCCGGAAGAGCAAAUCAAGGCCAUGGAGAAGAAGAUCAGGGGGCAGGUGAACAAGGUUACGUUGCAGGAGCUUACAGGAGAAGGGAGGAAAAGACCCACACCUUUCCCGUUGCGUCUGAUCGGUUCCUGCGUAGGGCUAAUCUUGUCCGCGUGCCUGGGGUGGCUUUUCCCCCGGAAGCAGCCCGCGGUCCCGAGACGCUCCGCGCCAACCGAGAAGCUGCGCAGGUUUUCAUGGGGCCCGUAUCCACGGCUUGGGUGCCCUUGCGUUCCAGUUGGUAGCAUGUUGGGUUUAUGUGUGUCCAGGAAGGCUGGACCAACAACCCUGUUUGGCAUAGGCGCGACAUUCGCCCUGGGUGGUGUUGUUGCGACGGCAUCCCUAUACCGGGAUGGGGUACACUCGAUCCUGGCCUGUGUUUGCCGCCCAGGAUACGUUGUAGGACUGACAUGUCCACUGUGCUCAACAAUGGAACUCCCAGUCGGACUUCCAGUACUCUCGGCUCAGUGCUAUUCACCAUCGCCGGAUCAUGGAUUUGAGGGCCGCCGUGGAGUUUCGAGUUCCAGGCAGCCCCUCCAGGAGUCGACCGGCAACAUCCAGCACCCUCACAUGGCCUGGUACGCCCAGCACCUAGAAGCUCUCUCGUCGAUCCCAUCCUCGAUCCCGCCGGCGAUGCCGCCUGUACUGAGGACACAGCCACUUGGGCCAGACUACGGCGCACCGGCGUAUGACAGAUCCCAGCAACGACACGAGGUUCACUCGCAUAGCAGACAGCGGACGCAGGGAUCCAACCCGCUCAUGCCCUUGUUGACGAAGGACUUCCAGAACUACCGGAAGAAGCAGGAAGACAAGCCAGACCAAAAAUGGCCUGAGGUGCUGGAGGGGUUCUUCCUAGAUGGGCGCAGUAAAUACACCAUGAAGCAACAAACAAACGGGCGGAACCAGCUCAUCGGCGAAUACCUGUGGAUUGCCUGCUGUCACGGCCUGAGCCCCGGAGCGGAACUCGACCCGCAUGUGUUGGAGGUGAAGGCAAGAGGAGGAAGGAAAAAGGUGUCCAGCCACAUCCAAGUGCUCAGGAACUUCUUUUCGGCUCAUCGUUGCUUUCACUUUCUAUUUGGCCCACGACAGAGGGACAAGGAGGACAUCCACGUCGAGAAAGGGUCCCUCAAGAACAACCCUGUCCUGAUUGCUUUGUCCGAGGGCCGCAUCGAGCGGCCUAACUACGAGUAUUUUGCACGGAUCUUCGCCCUGAAUGAACAGGUGCAGUUUAGGCCGAAGCGCUGCUGGAUCUUUGUUUCGCAUCCGGAUGUGGUCGUCAGCGAAUACGGGUCUGGGUACCUGCCGGCAACGGACGGCAAGCUCGUCGAGUCCGAGUACCCGCACCUCCCACGCAAUCUUCAACGGGAAACGUGGGCCAAGGAGGAACAGCAAUUGUUCAAGGGGGCACUCCUCCAUGAGUUCACCAAGGAAAUCCACCAGGUCGAGUCCAGCAGCGUCAGUAGUUUCAGCAAAAAAUGGGCGUCGGCAUCCCCGGAUUUGCAGCAACGGUUGAAGAAUAUCACCUCUUCAACCACGGAUGCGAAAUGCGACAUUUUGCACUUGCACGCCACGCUCGAGCUGAAGGAGAAGCGGAGCUUCCCGGCCGAGUCGAACCUCAGCUCAUGGGUUGAGAUCAACAUUGAGCAACCACGCCUGCUCAACCACCGGUGGCGGGUCGAGACGCGGCUCGUAAGACCCCCUGAGCUGAGCUACUCGCACGAUGACUCUCACGGAAUCUCCUCUCAGGAAGACAUUUGCGAGCGACACAAGGAGUUUACGAUCAAGUACCAGCACCAGCCAGGCUGCGACGGCUCCCGCAAUAGCUCUCGCGGGCAUUGUGAAUGUCUGUCCCAGCGUAACCGUCGCGACGGGGUUUCGGUUCCGUUUCCGAUCCCCUUUCCCGCUACGGCCUGGGCGCAAACAAUCACCAAUUGUGCCGAAUACCCAGCCCAUCCCUUCAGCGGUAACAAGAGACAUGACAGGGAGCGAGGCGCAGCCGUCAAGAUGGAUAACGAUGACGAGGAUGGGCGAAGAUCCCGUCGGCGCAUUAAGCAACCGACGCAAAUGGACUUGGUUCCGAGGAUUUCUAUGAUGCAGGAGGUUUUCUCGUGCCCGCCAACCUCACCUCACGAAGUUGGAAGCAGUAAUGCAGCAGAUCAAAGGUGGACGCGCCGUGCCGUGAUCCUCUGGACGUUUGAGACAAUCCACAGCAUUGUUGUCGACAAGAACAAGAAGGAGCAGCUAGUGACGGCCCCGAACGGGAGAACCAACUGGCGGUUCCUAACAAUUCUAGAUCCAGCCAGCGAACAACACCAGAGGCAGGCUGUCGCCAGCAGCCGCAGGGCUUCUGCUGACGAGUACCGGGGCGUCUCGGACAACCUCGCCUGCUCUUCCCGACCGGCAUCCCGCGCCGCCGCCCUGUCCCCCAGCCCGACCUACCAGCAGCACCUGGGCACGGGUGUGAAUGAGAACUUUUCCGCGUGGGAUAAUGGCGGCGGGCUUUCCUCGUUCUCCGGCCCAGCGGUCCAGGCCUACAGCACUCAUUUCAUGUCGCACGCGAUACCCCCGCACACGGCGGUAGGCCAGGGGAGUUAUGGUCUACUCGACAGUUUCAGUAGCCAUAGCAACCUGGCUACACCGCCUCCGAACGCCUCCAUGGCUAGUUCCUUUGCGCAACCCUUCAACACGGCCUCAACAAGCUCAGAUAUGCUGUCGGACGGCUACAUGGUCACGCAUGGCGCGGUGACAUCGGCGGGCAUGGACCCAGGCUCGCACAACCUGGGCGGUUCCCUCUCGGCGGUAACUGACCCUUUCUUAUCGCAUGUCGGCGCCGCAUACGGCGGCUCGCAGGACAAUAUCCACGGCAUCCAAGGCUGGGACGGCCACGGCGUCAUGGGCGGCAUAGACGCUGCCGCUUCCUGGUCAUCUGGAUACUCUAAUCACAGCGCAGUCCACAGCGUGCACAGCGGAAGCAUCGACUGGUCUGGGUCACAACCGGCGACUGUUCCCUCCAGGCGGGGCAGCGAACACCAACACCAACCGCACCAUCGCGCAGACCGACCGCCGUGGGCGCCACAAUCACACGCCAUGGAUGAUCACGGCGCCUGGACGCCCAUGGCCUCGGAACCCCCCCGGGUCGGCAGCCAGGACAGCCAUCAUCACCACCACGACAUCAGCAGCAGCAACCCCCACCACUCCCACCACAGCCAUCAUCCCAACCAACACGACCGCUACCGCCAACAAAGGCGUAAACACAGCCACCCCCCUCACACGCAUACUGACGCACCAUCAUUAUCAUCAACAUCAACGGGCAGCGGCUCCGACAUCUCACAGGAGUGGGAAAAAGAAAUGCAGAUGCAUGCACUACCGGGCUCGGGCUCGGGCUCGGGCUCGAGGUCAGUAUCCACGGGGCAUUCGCCUUCGUCGCCGCAUUCCCCGCGCUCGCUAGGACCGCUGGAGGGCGAUGAUUCGCUGGGUUCGCUGGAGCUGGCGCACGCUCCAGAUGAUGUGGAUGGGGGUUUGGGGAGAGAGGUAGCGGAGACUUCCUUGGGAGUGGCUAGGGCGGGUUUGAAGAGGAGGUGGGAGGAGGAGGAGGAAGGCGAGGGGUUGAGUUGA